ACGGUACUAAGACUGGAAUGUCUACGUCCCUCUAUCCAUUAGCAUCUCUCGCGCAAAUUGAGAAGACUCCUUCGCACGAGGAUGGCAUUCCCGACGAACUUGAGCAAGAUCUGCGUGCAUAUGGAUGCAAGCUCAUACAAGAGGCAGGGAUCCUGCUGAAACAAAAACAGGUGGCCAUGGCCGCAGCGCAGAUAUUGUUCCAGAGAUUCUGGUAUGUCAGCUCUAUGAAGCACUUUGGCAUUGGGGAUAUAGGGAUGGGCGCACUGUAUCUCGCCUCUAAAUUGGAGGAAUGCCCACUACGAAUGCGCGACCUCAUCAACGUCUAUGACCUGCUGUUGCAACGUGCCGCACACACCCGCUCACAGAUUCUGGAAUCAACGUCUUCAACGUCCUCGACAUCCCACAUCCGUUCCGAAUUCAAGUAUACCCCGAUGUCUUACUUCGGCAACGCGUUUCAUGACCUCAAAGAUGCCCUCGUUAUUGCAGAAAUGCAGAUUUUGAAGCGGCUCGGAUUCAAUGUGAACGUCGUACUGCCAUACGGGACACUGGUCAAUUAUCUGCGACUGUUAGGCCUAACCAGUCGUGAGGACGUGUGCACACGGGCAUGGGGCUAUCUGAACGAUGCCAUGCAAACGCCAGUCUACGCUCUAUACUCUGUACCGACUAUCGUCAGUGCAGCAAUACUGCUCACUACUCGACAUCUGGGCAUCCCUCUCCCCUCGUCGCCAAGUAAUCGCUGGUGGGAGUUGUUCGACGCCGAAUGGGAAGACGUAUGGAGUGUUUGUGGGUAUAUCAUGCGAUUGUAUCGAGAGAGGAGCGUGGAAGAGAGGACGCGGGUGAUGGGCAUGAUCACAAAGAAAGGGGUCCGUCAGUGGCUUGACGAGAAUCAACCGCCUCAGCAGCUUGAAUAGAUCUUCCCAGGUCAAUUCCUGCCCUCCCAAGAGGAGCCCGCUCACCCAGUUUUUGCUUGUAGAUAUCUACCCGUGGACUCUCCUUGUCACGUUGCAAUUAGUUCAUUGAUAGC
Molecule: messenger RNA, 1024 nt
Organism: Laetiporus sulphureus 93-53
Lineage: Eukaryota; Fungi; Basidiomycota; Agaricomycetes; Polyporales; Laetiporaceae
Product: cyclin-like protein
Exons: 4
Coding region: 18-911 (297 amino acids)
Biological process (GO): regulation of transcription by RNA polymerase II
Cellular component (GO): nucleus
Molecular function (GO): cyclin-dependent protein serine/threonine kinase regulator activity
Source: RefSeq, a predicted model, not a curated record